UAUGUUUCUCAUCUUUCUAUCAUAUGCUUCUCUUCUGUUAACAUGUUGCUUUUCGCUUCAUUUUCUGCAUGCCAGGGAAUUCAAGCUUCUGCAUAAUCUCUAUUCCAAGUUGUUCAGGAUAAGUUAAGAGGAAGAAGAAGCUCCAAAGUAUAUAUAAAAAUACACAAAUGGCACCUGUUUUGCCUCCUGGUUUUAGGUUCCACCCUACCGACGAAGAACUCGUUGCUUAUUACCUUAAAAGGAAGAUCAAUGGCCGAACGAUUGAGUUGGAAAUCAUUCCAGAAGUUGAUCUCUACAAGUGUGAACCAUGGGACUUACCAGGGAAAUCAUUGUUACCGGGGAAGGAUUUGGAAUGGUAUUUCUUUAGCCCUCGUGACAGAAAAUACCCAAAUGGAUCAAGAACAAACCGUGCAACAAAAUCUGGGUAUUGGAAGGCAACAGGGAAGGAUAGAAAGGUAAAUUCGAAGGCUCGUUCUGUGGGUAUGAAGAAAACCCUAGUUUACUAUCGAGGAAGAGCACCCCAUGGCUCUCGCACAAAUUGGGUUAUGCAUGAGUAUCGUCUUGAUGAAACAGAAUGCGAAACUGCUUCAGGCUUGCAGGAUGCAUAUGCUCUUUGCCGUGUGUUGAAGAAGACUGCAGUGAUUCCUCAAAAAGUUGAGGGGCACUAUGUUAAUGUUCCCAAUGUGAAUCAGAUUACGAGCGAUCAAUCAUCAAGCAUUGAACUAUACUCAGAAGGAAGGGGCGAAGAUUUAGUAGAUAGCUCUAAUUAUUUUAUGUCUGUGGAUACUUGUUCACCCCACAAUGUUGGAACUGAGACUCCUCUCACUAUCGGUGGUGGAAUGAUAAGGGAUCAUGAAAAAUGGUCACACUUUUCAUCACAAGAUCAAAUAUUUAGUCUUCCAACUUCUUCGUAUCCUAAUUUUGGAGCCAUAGCAUACCCUCCAUCCAAGGUGGAUAUAGCCCUAGAGUGUGCAAGGAUGCAACACAGGUUUGUUAUGCCCGCUUUGGAGGUGGAUGAUUUCCCUCAAGUUGGAAUCUCAGAGCUGAAAAUGGCACAAGUAUCUAGUUCCAUGCAAGGAAGCAGAACUGAAACAGAUAUCUUACAGGAAAUUCUUUCGGUGGCUCAGGCCUCUCAGGAACUAAUAAAUCAAUCCAGCUACUCACAGGAAUGGGGUGGCAAUGAUUAUUAUGCUCCUCGUGAUGAUGAUUUUAGCUUCAUGGUUGGCACUAAUUACAAUCAUUCAAAUGAAAUAAUGAACUCAGUGAGGUAUGCUGACAAAGCAUGGGAAGAUGCAAACACAAGGACAAUAGAGAUCGGAGAUAUGGAUGAAGAAUUUAAGGCGGAGAGGAAGGUAGAGAACUUAAGAUGGGUCGGAAUGUCAAAAGAAGAUUUAGAAAAGAUGGAAGAACAAAAUAUUGUCCCAAUAGAGGAAAUUUCAAGCUUCCAAACUAUGAUGAAAGAAAAUGAGGUGCAAGAAUCUGAGCAACACAGUGACAUGGAACAUAAUAAUGACUUCUCAUUGGGUUUCAUCAACGAUGACGAAGACCCUACCGACAACUUCACAGAAGAUGGUAACAAGGAUGAUGAUUAUUCAAGUUCUCCUAGUUUUGAGGUUGUUGAGGAAAUAAAGGUUAAUCGUGGAAUGUUUGUUUCGACUCGUCAAGUGGCGGAGACAUUCUUUCAGCAAACGGUUCCUUCAAAAACAGUGCAAGUUCAGCUUAAUACAGUGAUGGCGCACAAUCAUUAUGUGGAGAAUGCAGAGGCAAUGGUGUUGAUAAUGGAGGAACAAGGGUCUUUAAGGAAGGUUAAGGCCUAUGUUAUGGGAAAGCUGAUAAAGCCAUCGAUGACAAUAGCAAGUGCGUUUGUGUUCGUCUUUGCACUGGUGUUGAUGCACUAUGCUUUUCUAAAGGGAGAAGUGAAAUUUUGGAAUGAGACAUGUUGCAGUAAUGGUGGUACCAUCAUGAAGAAAACGAGUGAAUCGUCUCAGAUAAUGAAAUGGAAUGAGUCAAAUGAUGUUUGGUUUAUUGGUAUCAAAAGUGAGAAAGGUUUAAGUGCAGUGUUGAAGAAAAUAGGCAUUUUUCUCACUGUAUCCUUCGCUCUUUGUGCCAUGUGGGUUAACCACACUUGAUCUCCAAAUAUUCUUUUAAUUUUGUCUCUAACUUAAAGAAAUUAGUUUGUGAACACUGAUUUGUGUUUCUUCCAGUAAGUUAACAUCGGAGGCUGAUGUAUACUAUUUGGUUAAGACUUAAUUGUAUUCGAUCUUAAUUACAAUUAUGAAU
This is a messenger RNA of Vigna unguiculata (cowpea), 2280 nucleotides long. Its product is annotated as NAC domain-containing protein 86-like. Gene Ontology annotation, biological process: regulation of DNA-templated transcription. Gene Ontology annotation, molecular function: DNA binding. NCBI's taxonomy places the organism in Eukaryota, Viridiplantae, Streptophyta, Magnoliopsida, Fabales, Fabaceae. The record is from RefSeq and is a predicted model, not a curated record.